Molecule: messenger RNA, 984 nt
Organism: Uranotaenia lowii
Lineage: Eukaryota; Metazoa; Arthropoda; Insecta; Diptera; Culicidae
Product: endocuticle structural glycoprotein ABD-4-like
Exons: 3
Coding region: 205-738 (177 amino acids)
Cellular component (GO): chitin-based extracellular matrix
Molecular function (GO): structural constituent of chitin-based larval cuticle
Source: RefSeq, a predicted model, not a curated record
GGGGAUCUCGGGUGGCAGUCUAGAUCUUACUUUCUUUCCCAGAGCAUAGUUGCGAGCACGUGUUCAGUUCAGUGUCCUCGUGUUGCUUAAGAUUUGUUUUGAUCGACAAAGUUGGGGGUAGCCUAGAGUUGUUCCGAUAAAAAUCAGUAGAAAAAAGUGCGUGUGAGCCAGAGUACCAGUCAGUGACCUUAACAUCUGCAGAAGAUGAAGUUUCCGAUUUUUGCAGCUUUGCUGUUAAUAGCCAGUGCUCGUCCUCAGCACAGCAACAACAAUAAUUACAAUCAGCAGCAACAAAACCACGAGAAACACCUUGGCCCACAAGAAACAACCACAUGGAUCCCGAUUUUGAAAUACAACAAAGAACAAGGCGAGGAUGGAAGCUACAAGCAUGAAUACCAAACCGGAAACAACAUUGUCCACGAGGAAUCCGGAUACCUGAAGGACUUUUCCGAAGCGCACCCCAAUGGCAUUCUGGUACAGCAGGGAGCCUACUCGUACGAAGCCCCCGAUGGCCAGAUCAUCCACGUGCAAUACACGGCCGAUGAGCGUGGCUUCCGAGUAGUUAGCGAUCACCUUCCAACGGAACCUCCAAUACCGGUCGGAAUCCAGAAAGGACUGGAGGAGAUCUAUGCCGGCAUAAAACGUCGGGAGCAGGAACUGAAGUCCAAUCCCAAGUACGCGGAAACGGCUGCCCAGAGAGCGGAACUCGAUUAUCACGGCCAGUAUUAUCAGCAGUAGGUUCGAAACUGCUGAGCUGAAUCGGUUAGCGCGCUAAGAUUCCAUUCCGUUUAUUUAUAAUAGCUAGUAGUACAGUGUAACAUAGCGAAACUCCUGAGCUUACCAUUAGCUUCUAACUGCUGGGCUUCAUCCCCGGCAUAUUAACGUUGAAAAGAUUUGCAUAUACAAGACUGUGAUUUCUUACUCUUUUGGUUAGUAAAUGCGUCGUUUUACUAAUCACAAAUAAAUAAAUUUUAAAAACAAAAA